CAUGCACAAUCUAACCUUUCUUGUUCAUGCUGAACGCAAAAUAUUUAUAAGGAAGUCCUGAACGACUUCACAAGACUUUUCUGAUGUUCCCCUCACAGCGGAUGCUUUUCCCCCUUUUGCUCUGACCUGGAGCAGGGAAACAGUGAGAGCUUCUCUGUUUUGGAGAGCUUUUGUCGCUGUAGCUCACAUCAAGUGAUGGACUAAGUUAUUUCCUUUUAUUAUUUUAAAGGAUUGUCACUGGAAUAUGCGAUUUUCGCUUUAUAACAAGCGCUUGGUGUAGAUUGUGACCUGUAGCACCACCUGUGACACCGAAACAGGAAACAGCACCUGCGCUCAUUCCAGUCAGGAUCUUGCACUGUAAAAGCAGGACAUUUUCCAGAACAGCUGGACUUAUUUUUGCAUAUUUUUUCCUGCUUUGUUCUAUUUUUACUGUCUUUGAGACCCGCCGUUGACACAGUUUGCUGACAGCGCAGCAAUAAUCAAGCAGAUAAGUGCAGCACGUCUUACUGAACGUGAACAAAGGUGAGGCGUGCUUUGAGGUGGACAAGAAAGGCAGAACUAGAAAGAAGCGGGCUAAGACAGAUCCAGAUAUUAAAAUGACGGACGGUCCAAGACAACGGAGCAGCGCGUCGGGCUCUGCCAAGGAUGCUGCCGGAGAAGAGGGGUCAGGAGGUGGAGUUGCGCUGAAAAAAGAAAUCGGGCUUGUGAGCGCCUGCGGCAUUAUUGUUGGUAACAUUAUAGGGUCAGGUAUCUUCGUCAGUCCGAAAGGGGUGCUGGAGAAUGCCAGCUCCGUGGGCGUGGCCCUGAUUGUCUGGAUCAUUACGGGCAUUAUCACCGCUAUCGGGGCGCUGUGCUACGCUGAGCUAGGUGUCACCAUCCCUAAAUCAGGAGGAGACUACUCCUAUGUCAAGGACAUCUUUGGAGGACUGGCUGGGUUCCUGCGUCUGUGGAUCGCCGUGCUGGUCAUCUACCCGACCAACCAGGCUGUGAUCGCGCUGACCUUCUCCAACUACGUCCUGCAGCCUUUAUUUCCCACCUGCUUCCCGCCAGAGACCGGCCUGCGUCUGCUGGCUGCCGUCUGCCUCUUGCUGCUGACAUGGGUGAACUGCUCCAGUGUGAGGUGGGCUACCAGAGUGCAGGAUAUGUUCACUGCUGGCAAACUGCUGGCCCUCGGCCUCAUCAUCAUCAUGGGCAUCGUGCAGAUCUGCAAGGGCGAGUACUACUGGUUGGAGCCAGUCAAUGCCUUUGAGCCGUUCCAGGACUAUGACGUGGGUUUGAUAGCCUUAGCCUUCCUACAAGGCUCCUUUGCCUAUGGAGGGUGGAAUUUCCUCAACUACGUCACAGAAGAGCUAGUGGACCCCUACGUGAACCUCCCUCGUGCCAUUUUUAUCUCCAUCCCCCUUGUCACCUUUGUUUAUGUCUUUGCCAACAUCGCUUACGUCACCGCUAUGAGUCCCCAGGAGCUGCUUGCAUCAAACGCUGUUGCCGUGACAUUUGGUGAGAAGCUGCUGGGAGUCAUGGCAUGGAUCAUGCCCAUCUCGGUGGCUCUAUCCACCUUCGGGGGAGUCAACGGUUCACUCUUCACCUCUUCACGACUGUUCUUUGCUGGAGCCAGGGAGGGCCACCUCCCCAGUCUGCUGGCCAUGAUUCACGUAACGCGCUGCACUCCCAUCCCCGCUCUUCUCUUUACUUGUCUGUCCACCCUGCUUAUGCUGUGUACCAGUGACAUGUACACCCUUAUCAACUACGUGGGCUUCAUCAACUACCUCUUCUAUGGAGUCACUGUUGCCGGGCAGAUUGUCCUGCGAAUUAAAAAGCCGGAGAUGCACCGGCCAAUCAAGGUCAGCCUGAUAUGGCCAGUGAUUUAUCUCAUUUUCUGGGCCUUCUUGCUCAUCUUCUCCCUUUACUCUGAGCCCGUGGUAUGUGGUAUUGGCCUGGCCAUCAUGCUGACAGGCGUCCCCGUCUAUUUCCUGGGAGUCUACUGGGACAAAAAGCCACAGUGUUUCAACAGCUUUGUUAACAAAAUGACAUACAUGGGCCAGAGGUUUUGUGUUGUUGUUUAUCCCGCUGAAAGUGGCAGCAGCAAGAAUGGAGAUGGAGAGGAAGGAGAAGAAAUGAAGGCAGUCAGGUCCCCUUUGUCCACGGAGGACGGAGACAACCACAAGUCAGUGGACUGCUAAAGUGCAUAUCUCUAUCUCCCACCUUCCCCUAAAUAAACAGACAUAUGCAGACAUAUGUGGGUGUGCAACCAUACUGAACAACAUUAUUGCCUCCACACUUUGUUUUUAAUAUCUUUAUUUUAAUAUUUGUUUGUCAGACUUUUCUGUCUGGGGUCCUUCAAUAAUGCAAUAAAGAAGGAUUAGCAACUUCCAACUCUUUCACACAAUUAACCUUUUACUACUCUUUAUCAUCAUCAUCACCACCCUGCUUCUGAUCCUCCCCACCUUCCUGGACACAUGCCAUAUACACUCUCACUGUAAGAGCAUCAUUCUUUAGUAUUUUUAAUUAUCAGAAGACUCGUACUGUGCUGCACUGGCUGCACAUACUCAUUUUUGCCACAUUGUAAAUUGUGCUCUGUCAUGCAUUCAACACACCAAAGGUGUAUUUUGAUUGUCAAAGCAGGAAAUCACGUUCAGAUCAAGUCAUGUAUAAAGUACACUAAACAGUGUGUGGCUGUGAUUCUAAAAUGUUUCUUAUUUUUGUAAUUGUGAUUGUUUAUUUGCCUUUGUUAUUAUCUCGGUUUUAAUAUGAUUUUAGUUUUGUUCAUAUUCCUUUUUUUUAAAAACUCAAUAUCACAUUAGUCCGGGCCUUUUUUUUACUCUUGAAACUGCAGAUAUUCUCAAAACCUGCAUGUGAGGUAUACUUUGUAUUGGUAAAGCUGCUGUGCAGUUCUCGUUAACUGGCUGAAUUGCAAAAUAUUCUAUACUUUACAGCUGUUUUUUUUACUGAUGCAAAGUGGUGGUUAAUCCUCAAACUUUUGGAUAGCUUUCAAUUUUUAUGAAAGCAACAGCAGAAAAGUACUUUUUAAUAUCUGAGGGUUUUGAGGUCUCGACUGACACUAAACAAAUAGUUAACUCGUUAAACUGCAAGUCCAGCAAGGACACGGAUGACUAGAAAGACGAAAUAGACACGUGAUGUUUCCCAGCAUCUCGAAACUGACACGUGAAUGAAUGCCUACUGAAUGUGGAAAACAGUCUCAAAAAGGCAUUGAUUGUCUUUCAUGUUUUACAGUGCAGUAUUUUUGUACCUUACCAUCUAGCUGUGUUUAAAUAUUUUGUGUGCUAUAGUUAGGGCAUAGAAGUGAGAGCUUUACAUAAAACAUAUUUUUGAUUUAUACAAUUCAGUAGAAGAUAUUAGUGGAAUAUUAGUCAGGCACCAGCAAAAACUGAAUCUCCACCCCUGAAUGAAUCUGUUCUUUGUUGUCAGCUAAUAGUUAUGUCUAUUAUAAUGCUGUAUGUAAUAGUAACAACACUUUUGCACAUGUAAGCACACAAUAUGUACUUAAAUGUCUUCAGUCUUUCUGUAAUGUAGUGUCUCAGGGCAUCCCUACUGCCUUCUCCUUACAUACACUGCCAUGAAAAUACAACAGAUCUGACUGGUUGCCUUUGAAAUCCACUUAGUUAGUGCUUAAUGUCUGUACUGUGCUUUUAGGUAUUUAUUUCCUCAGGAGCCUUAAUCUUACAAGCAACCCCACGAAGCUCAUAGUGGACAAAAAGUGCAGAAUAAUUAUAUCAUUAAAAUUGGGCCAGUAUUGUAAAUGUUGCUCUUGUUAUAGUGUAAGGAGGAACAGGGUGUAGUGGAUGGCUUAACAAAUACUAUGAUGUGUGUUGUGCAGGUAUGAUUAUUGUAUAUUUGCAGUAUACACAGAUGUCAAUACAGUCUGUAUGUUGUCUCUAAGUUAAUAAAAACCACUGAUUAAUGUUUGAAUUUGUAAUAUAGGGCAUUUAUACAAGAAGUACCCCCUGGCUUUAUCUUUAUUCCACUGUAUGACCAUUUCAGAGAAAUUGAUUGCAUAAAAUACUUUCAAGACAUUUUCCUCCAUUUUUACCAGACAGCAAUCACUAUGUGGUCUUUCUCAGCAGCACCCUUACUGUACAUAACUGAGGCCUGAAUGCUGCAGCUUUGUAUUAUAUGGUAUUGCAACAUGUGCAGACAUCUUCAUCACAAUUUCAAGUCUAAUUCUGCAUGACCUACUGCUUUAAAUAUAAAAAGCGCUUAACAGUGCUGAUAUCUGACUUCGGUCUUACUUUAUUGUUGCCCAUUUUCCCUGAGAAGCUGCACUUUCAGCAUUAAUUCAGACCAUAACAGGCCUUCACUGUGGUGGAAAUAUGAAGUUUUCUACACUGUUGAUGAAUGCUGGUAAUCUAAGCAAUUCUCUUAGCAAUACAUUAGAACAUUACUUGAUUAGAAUGUUAAUUCUAAACAAUUCUGUGUACACACUAGUCUCCAAUAUGAGUCGACCCUAUUUGUGUACCUAUCAUGUUGAAAGCCAUUUGACUGACAUAACUUAAAUCUCUUUGUGUUGAAAAUGUAGCUGUAUACUGUAUCUUGGUGGUGAGUGUGUGGCAAGAAUAAAACAAUAAAUGUACAUGAA
Molecule: messenger RNA, 4594 nt
Organism: Monopterus albus (swamp eel)
Lineage: Eukaryota; Metazoa; Chordata; Actinopteri; Synbranchiformes; Synbranchidae
Gene: slc7a8a
Product: solute carrier family 7 member 8a
Exons: 11
Coding region: 597-2180 (527 amino acids)
Biological process (GO): amino acid transmembrane transport; neutral amino acid transport
Cellular component (GO): membrane
Molecular function (GO): neutral L-amino acid transmembrane transporter activity; L-amino acid transmembrane transporter activity
Source: RefSeq, a predicted model, not a curated record